CCCCGGCUUUGGCCGCCGAGAGAGGCCGGUCGCUGGCAGCGCCGCUCCGCCGCCGCCGCAGGGAGCCGUGCCCGGGCCGCAGCUCCACAUCCACCAUGUUGCCCUGUGGAACAGCUCUGUCCUUUAUUCGGUGUCUGGUGCGGAAGAAGAACAUUGGCGGUGAAAGCCUCGAGGACACCAAGCUGUGCCGAUGCUUAUCAACCCUGGACCUGGUAGCCCUGGGAGUAGGGAGUACCCUUGGUGCUGGUGUCUAUGUCCUUGCUGGAGAAGUGGCCAAAUCUGAUUCUGGACCUAGCAUCAUUGUUUCUUUCCUCAUUGCUGCCAUUGCGUCUGUGAUGGCAGGUCUCUGCUAUGCUGAAUUUGGCGCUCGUGUCCCCAAGACUGGUUCUGCGUAUUUGUACACUUACGUUACAGUAGGUGAACUGUGGGCCUUUAUCACUGGCUGGAACCUCGUUUUAUCCUAUAUCAUAGGUACAUCAAGUGUCGCAAGAGCCUGGAGUGGCACCUUUGAUGAACUUCUUGGAAAACGGAUUGGUCAUUUCUUCAGUGCCUACUUCAAAAUGAAUUACUCUGGGCUAGCAGAGUAUCCUGACUUCUUUGCUGUACUCCUUAUAUUACUUCUAUCAGGUCUUUUAUCUUUUGGAGUAAAAGAGUCUGCAUGGGUGAAUAGAAUUUUCACUGCUAUUAACAUCUUGGUCCUAGUCUUCGUUAUUAUUUCUGGGUUUGUGAAAGGUGAAGCUGACAACUGGAAGAAAAGUGAAGAAUAUCUCAGAAACUUUACUGCAGUAACAGAGAACCGCUCAUCCUAUGAAAAUGUGACAAGUGUGUAUGGGAGUGGUGGCUUUAUGCCAUAUGGUUUCACAGGAACAUUGGCUGGUGCUGCAACCUGUUUUUAUGCUUUUGUUGGAUUUGACUGCAUUGCAACAACUGGAGAAGAGGUCAAGAAUCCUCAGAAAGCCAUACCCAUAGGAAUUGUGGUGUCCCUACUUGUCUGCUUCAUGGCCUAUUGCUUGGUUUCAGCUGCACUGACACUUAUGAUGCCGUAUUAUCUGCUAGAUGAGAAAAGUCCUCUGCCAAUAGCAUUUGAAUAUGUUGGAUGGGGUCCUGCUAAAUACGUUGUAGCAGUGGGAUCCCUCUGUGCUUUGUCUACAAGUCUUCUUGGAUCCAUUUUCCCAAUACCACGUGUAAUCUAUGCUAUGGCGAAGGAUGGGUUGCUUUUCAAAUGUCUAGCUCAAAUCAAUUCCAAAACGAAGACCCCACUAGUUGCUACUCUAUCGUCUGGUGCAGUAGCAGCUGUAAUGGCAUUUCUGUUUGACCUAAAGGCUUUAGUGGACAUGAUGUCUAUUGGCACACUUCUUGCUUAUUCACUUGUGGCAACCUGUGUCCUCAUUCUUAGGUACCAACCCACCUAUGAGGAACCAAAAUACUCUCCAGAAAAAGCAGCUUUGGCUGCAGCUGAAAGAGCAUCUGCAGUAAGUGAGUCACAGAUAAACAUGAUAGAAGAGAAUCACUUUCGUCUUCAGGCCUUGAUUAAUCCAUCCAGUUUACCAACUGAGCAGACUGCAACUAUAGUUAACUUCUUAGUGGGCCUCUUAGCUUGCUUGAUUUGUGGCUUCAGUGUCCUCAUUACAUAUGGGAUUCAUUUCAUUGCUAACUUGGAGCCCUGGAGUAUUGGCCUUCUUGCUUUAUUGGUGAUAUUCUUCAUAGUUACAAUUCUCCUCAUCCAAAGGCAGCCUCAGAACCAGCAGAAAGUAGCCUUUAUGGUUCCGCUAUUGCCAUUUUUGCCAUCAUUCAGUAUACUGGUAAAUAUUUACUUGAUGGUACAAUUAAGUGGAGAAACUUGGAUGAGAUUUAGCUUCUGGAUGUUACUUGGCUUCCUCAUUUACUUUGCCUAUGGCAUCAGACACAGUGUUGAAGGUCAUCGUGGCAAUGGAGAUGAUGAUUCUUGUUCAGAAAAUAGUGGGAUGCAAGAAAAGAACCCAGUGGAUGACCCUGAAAAUGCAAAUGAAAGGGAUCAAUUUCUUCCACAUGAAAGGACAAGUGAAUGUUAAACUCUGCAAACACACAAAUCUUUUAAACCUUCAAUUGGCAUUUUACUUGCAGACUGAAAUUUCAGAAGCUUUCUGCCAACAUGUUCCUUUUGAAAGUGUUUACUGCAACGCCUAACUGAUAUUUUGGACAAGCUGCUAAUCCAUCUUCAUAAUUUCAGAACUGACAGCAUGGAGAUUAAUAUUUAAAUUUUUUUAAAGUACCCUUUAGCAAGCAGAAAUUUGGAGACAUUGUUUGAAGUGUCAUCCAAAAUCACUGGCAAUCAUCAGAUAUGAAGACUUUUAGAACUGUCUGCAAGAAGUUCUGAGUAUUUGACAAUCCACUGUGAACAUAAGUGCCUUUCAUACCUUUUCCUUAUCUUUGUUACGUGUUUUGGUAACAAUCUAAAUUCUCUUCUUUCUGUUGGAGUAACUCAUGGGAGAUAAAUUUCAUUCAUACAGGCUGGAAAGUAUUUGCAAAAUGAAUGGUAAUUGUAUGGAUUAGAUACUUGGUAAAAAUUAGAGGAGCAUUUAUUUAUGUAAAAAAAAGUAAUUACUGGUGUUUGCUAAUCAUGACUAUUAAUCCAUAGUCAUGGAGAACUCAAGCAGUGAAGACACUUAAGAGCUUUUUAGUCCCUCUAAAUAGCAUUCAAGAUUUCUACUUAAGUGCAUGCCUUUUCUUUGAAGGAUGCUUCUCACAAAAGAAGCUCUUUUGUUUUCUGCAAAAUCAUCAGGGAAAUAAUAUGUUGGUUAUAGUAUUGACAGUGGCAAUCAGAUGUAAUUUAGAAAAUUUUUUGCUUUUGACUUCAGAAGGGCAAGAAUCUCAUCUGACUAAACAAUUUGGUACUUACCUCCAGCAGUCAUCCAGUUUUCCUCCUUACUAUUCACUUCUCCCCCUAUAUUUUCUCCUUUAUACAUGUCCCAGAAUUGAUAUUGCUGAGAUUAGUGUUGCAUAUUGCUUCUCCUAAGAAAAAUUAAUGCAAAAAAUCCCAGCUUUCUUUUCAGAUGGUAGGGGAGGCUAAAAAACAGAGGUCUGGAUUUUGGAAAAAAAACCUUAUCAAAACAGUAUUUAAUUCCUUCAUUAAGUGUUAAAAUGUAUAUUAGUGUAGGACUUUUUUGUGAGCCACGCCUACAUCCACAAAUCCAUUCAUGUGGGUGUGAUGUCAAAAUGCUAAUUUAUGUAAAGAACCAAACUGGAGUGGCAGUGCUGGAUAAACAAUUAUUUUAAUGCUGGUAAAAUCAGAAAAUGUUCUUCUUUUAGCAUAAGUCAUGUUAUCUGUCAAAGGCGCACAGAUACUUUAACACUUUUUCUCAGCAAGGAGUAGGUUCAA
Molecule: messenger RNA, 3358 nt
Organism: Camarhynchus parvulus
Lineage: Eukaryota; Metazoa; Chordata; Aves; Passeriformes; Thraupidae
Gene: SLC7A2
Product: solute carrier family 7 member 2
Exons: 12
Coding region: 96-2051 (651 amino acids)
Biological process (GO): transmembrane transport; amino acid transport
Cellular component (GO): plasma membrane
Molecular function (GO): amino acid transmembrane transporter activity
Source: RefSeq, a predicted model, not a curated record